This is a messenger RNA of Pediculus humanus corporis (human body louse), 843 nucleotides long. RefSeq names its product protein YIPF1, putative. The record is from RefSeq and is a predicted model, not a curated record. Gene Ontology annotation, molecular function: small GTPase binding. Gene Ontology annotation, biological process: vesicle-mediated transport. Gene Ontology annotation, cellular component: membrane; Golgi apparatus. Lineage: Eukaryota; Metazoa; Arthropoda; Insecta; Psocodea; Pediculidae. The coding region runs from base 1 to 843 and encodes 280 amino acids. The transcript is spliced from 3 exons.
AUGGAUAAAACUGCGUUAGAUUUUCAACAUUUUGAACCCAAUGAUGGGCCUUCAAGAAAUAACGCAGCUAUUUUAGAUCUUAGUCAAGGCAAUUUAUUUCAGCAGUCAACAGAUAAUUCUGAUGGUUUAGAAACAAAAUCAAAUGAAAACAAUACAAAUUCUUUUUGGUCAUUUGAAUAUUAUCAACAGUUUUUUGAUGUAGACACUGAACAAGUGAAAAAUCGAAUUAUAUGGGGAAUGAUUCCUAGACCCGGAAUAAGUUAUUUUCGAAACGUCAUAAAACCCAAACCGGAUUUAUACGGUCCUUUUUGGAUAUCCGUUACCCUUAUAUUUACAAUCGCAGUUAGUGGCAAUGUGGCAAAUUACUUGCAAUUUGCUCCAAUGGGAAAUUAUAGGUGGAAAUAUGAUUUUCAUAUAAUAUCUUUUGCUGCUACUGCUAUAUUUAUGUAUGCAUUUUUAGUGCCACUAUUAUUAUGGAGUUUUAUCAAGUGGAAUGUCUCAUCUUUACAAGAUGGUCCAGCUGUAACAUUUUUAGAGCUAUUAUGUGUGUAUGGGUACUCGCUUAGUAUAUAUGUUCCUGUUUCAAUUUUAUGGGUUAUUCAAAUUUCUUGGUUUCAAUGGACUUUAGUUUUAUUAGGUGCCACAAUGUCUGGAUAUGUUCUUUCGACAACUGUUGCACCAGUAUUAGCAGGCCCGAAAAAAUGCUUUGUUUUAUGCUCUGUAUUAGCACUUCAUUUUGUACUUGCUGUAGGAUUUAUGUUGUAUUUUUUCCAUGUACCUUCAAUGAAACCAUCCAUUACUAUUCCUAAUCUUGCGUCAAACUUAUCAGGAUCAAGUGCUUGA